AGGAUUGUAGGCGAAGCGAGCGAUAAAUCGAAUCGAUACCGCGAUGUAUCGGACAAUGAUAUUUUCUUUGGCAGAAAUCUCUGCUGGAGACUGCAAGACAUAUAGAAUUUGCAACGAUUCUCGCGCUGCAGUUUGCUCGAUAUAAAAAUAAAUUUGUUUCCCUCCGGCUCUCUCGCUCUCUCUUUCUCGCUUUUCUUCUCUUUUUAUAUCAAUGAAUCGGUCCGUAACCGUUGGCUCUAGAGAGUCGCGGUGGCGGUGGCGAUGAGAUGAUGACGACUCCUGGUCCACUGCCUGCUCUCGCGUUGAAACGGUCAGUGUGUGCCAGGGAGUAUUUUGCAAGAUGCGAGAUUCGCUUCUCGUAACGAGGGAGCCCUCGUCGUGGAUUUAGGCGGACCACCUUCGGCAAAGCGUUUAGGCCGAGGUGUCGCGCAUUACGUAAAGCUAGAGGAAAAAUAAAUCGUGAGGAAAGGAGGAAAACAAAGUGUGGGCGAAGAAGGGACACGAUUGACCCUCUCUCUUUCUGUGUGUGUGUGCGUACGUCGCGAUGAGGAGAUCGUCGUUUGAUAAACAGGCUAACGCCAAGCUCAACAUUCUGAGCAACACGUCGUACGGGUGCACCAAGAAUGCCGAGUACAAGUCUAGCGUGAGGUACAGCGAAGCUUCCGUACAGGAGAAGAAUUGUUUGCAACGUAGCGUAUCCGCGGACAAUGUUAUAAUUCGUUCGCGCGGUUACAAGCCAUCCGACAGACACGAUCCAGUCAAAAGGAACUUCCUCGAGAAUCUCACUUCAAAAAUAUUGCACUUCGGCAUGGAAGGGGGCGAGACUAUCCCGAAACUUAACUUGCAAAAGUUACUUACUCCGGCAUCGGACUCUAAUGAGAUACUGCAAUCAAAAAACAAGAAAAUGUUUGCGUCCUCGUACUUUUACGCACCGACACAUCCUACAGUCGAGGAUCAGGUUGAACUUGCACGUCGGAUUUCGCAUUCGCUUAGCGACGUGAAAAACGUCAAGAGUAAAGGGCAGUCGAUGUACGUGAAUAGAAAAAAGCGAUCUGUUAAAUGGAUCCACGACGGAAAUGGUGUCGAGGACGAAGAGGAAUCGAUCACAACUAUUCAUAAGGACAAACUACCCCUUAAAUGUGUGAUGAAUCCAUGCGGAAAAGUGUUGGACAUUCAGGGUAUUCAGGCCUUAGGCGAAGAGGUCAAUAUCGCGCCGGUACCAAAAAAUCCUGAGAAACUUUUCGACAUUGUUCGCGAUUUGAAUAAUCAAAGAGGACGUGGUGCUGAAAUAUUUGCGAAACGCAGAAAAAGAUCAGAAAAGUGGGUAGUGGACCAAGAACAACCACAGACACCCAAUACUCCUGCCACACCAAAAACGCCAACGUAUCCGGAAAAAGCGGAAAUUAACGGUAAUGCGAAAGUCGCAACGUUGUCAUCGUUGACACCUUAUACGCCGAUCUCAAGCACUGAUAAACAAUUUUAUAAUCCCUUUACAGUGGACAUUUCCGUCGAGAGUGCGAAUAUGCCAAUAACAGACAGGCAUCGAUCUUGCUGCAAUACUAAUCGAUGCGGUCACUCGAGCGAGGUGAAAAAGAUUUAUCUGCGAGAAAUUGCGGUCGGCACAGACUCCGAUUUUCCUCUGGACCAAUCUCGAUCAUCCAUCGUCGAGAAAUCUAAUCGUAUCGCUUACGAAUCCAUUAACGAUCGGCGCGCUAACAUCGCCAAUUAUCGCGCUGUCGCCAAUAACAAUAACAGAUACAUUAACAAUCAUUAUCCGUCACCGAGGAAAUCCAACUUUUGCAACGCGCAGAGCUAUGAUAAUCAAGACGCGGGAAUUCAGCAACGUUUCGACAAUAAGAUCGGAAAUAAGCAACAGGGCCAGAUGCAGAAUGAUAACGAAGAAAAGGAGUACACUCCUGUACCAGUGAAGCAACUGAUACAAGAAUUCGAGAAGACCUGCAGACCAAUUCUGCAGUAUAAGCAGAUCAGUCCGAAGAUCAUUCCAAUCGUACAACAGUGUCCCUUGGAUAACGACAUAGCGCGUUUCUUCGAGACGAGAAAUCCUGCCAAGUAUGAUAACGGAGAGGAGGAAUACGCACGCGCACGCGAAAACUACGAAGGAUCCACCCAACUGCAGUCCCGAUAUAACAGCCGAUUAUACGACACACGUGGAAACUACGAAAGGAAGCUGCAGCCCCAAUGCAACGGACAAUUUUACAAUACACGGGAGAAAUACGAGGGAUCAUCGGCGAAGCUGCAGGCCCGAUGCAACGGCUACGUUUCCACCGACGAGAGCGAAUACACGACGGACGACACCGGUGAUUCCGAGGAAGAAAUUGACGGGUAUCCGAACGUGGCCGGGUCUAUAGAUUGCGGCAAUUCCGCUCUGUUAAAUCGCUGCAACAGCAGCGAGUACUCGUUCGCGUUCGAGGACGAAUAUUCGGAUACUCGGCGUCAUUCGAUCGCCUCGCAGGAAUUGGAAGGGCUCUAUGCGAACGGCAUCGAUUCGAGAUUCGUUAACACCGAGACUGAGAUGCCGGCCGAAGCGAAGUCGCUGAUGCUCUCGAUGGUCGCUUCGCAGGAAGAUAUACUCGAGACCAAGAAGCACCUGCGUAGCACGCCAGUUUUGGAUAAUCUCUUAGGCACCGCUACGCCAGAGUGCAAACUCAGUGACGUUAACCCGGAAUUAGGAAACAAGUUGUACGAGAAUAAUAAUUACACUGGACCGAAAUUGGCCAGCCUCCAUAAUUUGACUAAUUAUAAUACGGCACCGCGUGGAUGGAAUCAAUCACUUACAUUCUAUCGACCUAUUAAAUUCGAGAAACCACAGGAGAUUAUGUACUCUGAUUUUUAGGAGUAUCAUUUUAAAUCUUAUUAUUAGAAUCCUUUUACACAAGCAGAAUUGAAAAAUCAAUCGCAAGUCUAAUUCUUCCAAGGCAUCAAAAAUUAUCGGAAUGUGUUUUUGCACUGUGGAAUUCAUUCACCAUCAGCGCCAUAACUUAAAUCUGCUCCGAUCACUCAAAUAAUACUUCAUAAAUAUAGCGACAUUACUGAUUACGUGAUUAACGGCGCUGACAUACUCACGAUAUGUUUGGAAUUUCGUUUUGUUUGAUAUACCUCUACCUCUUCUACCCCCUAUUAAGAUAUUUAGCGUUGUUCAUGUUUUGACAGUGUUACAUUUUAUUGCAUUUUACUUUAUUAUAUUAUGCAAAUAAAUAUAUGUUGUUUUCCUAA
This is a messenger RNA of Nylanderia fulva, 3234 nucleotides long. RefSeq lists its product as uncharacterized. The record is from RefSeq and is a predicted model, not a curated record. Lineage: Eukaryota; Metazoa; Arthropoda; Insecta; Hymenoptera; Formicidae. Gene Ontology annotation, biological process: positive regulation of actin filament bundle assembly. Gene Ontology annotation, cellular component: nucleus; Z disc; actin cytoskeleton. Gene Ontology annotation, molecular function: actin binding.